AUGACCAUCAAAGUGGGCGUCGUGGGCUACGGCAACGCCGCCAAGUCGUUCCACAUCCCCUUUGUCCAAGCGGUGCCGGCCUACACCAUCACCGCCGUCCUCCAGCGCGCCGAAGCCCCCGUCGAGAAGACGCCCGGAUCCCACUGCACGGUCGACCUGCCCGGUGUGCGGCACCACCGCACGGCAGAGGCGUUCCUUGCCGACAGGGGCAUUGACCUGGUGGUCGUCGCAACGCGGAACGACACGCACAUUGAGUUUGCGGAGAAGGCGCUCCUGGCCGGGAAACAUGCCAUUGUCGACAAGCCCUUUGCACAGUCGUCUGCCGACGCUGACAGGGUGAUCAGGUUGGCGGAUGACAAGGGUCUCAUCCUGACGGUCUUUCAGAACCGCCGAUGGGACAGUGACGUUAGGACGCUGCAGUCUCUGCUCGCCAAGAAUGCCCUGGGCAAGAUCAUGGAGGCGGAGCUUCACUAUGACUUUGAAGCGGCACCGUGGCUCAAGCACAUGACGGCAAAGGAGUACACGCCCGGCGCCGGGCACGCAUUCGGUCUGGGCACGCACAGCAUUGACCAGGCAUACGUCCUCUUUGGGCGGCCCAAGUCUGUGACGGCCUUUUUCCGCAGUCAGCGGGGGAUCGACAGCGAGGUGGAGGACAGCUUCACAAUCAUCCUGCAGUAUGCGGACGAGAAGCUGGUGACGGUCAAGACGUGCGUCGUCUCGUGCAUGGAGCGGCAGCUGAAGCAGCUCAUCCGGGGCACGGAGGGAUCGUGGAUCAAGUGGCAGCAACGAAGCACAUGCACGCAGGAAGAGCAGAUUGCACAGGGCGUCAAGCCGCUCGAUCCAGCCUUUGGCAAGGAGGCGCCGGGUCUGGAGGGCACGCUGACGACGUACAAGGAGUUUGACGCGUCGUUCCAGACAUACAAGCCCGAGACGAACAAGUACAGUGGUCAGGCGCCCAGCGUGCCGGGCCACUGGGUCGGGCUGUACGAGAGCCUGGCGGAUGCGAUCCUGGGCAAGGGCGAGCUCAAGGUCAAGGCGAGCGAGGCGCGCGAUGUGUUGAGGAUCAUCGAGUUGGCGAGGGAGUCGCACGAGAGGGGGGUGACUGUUGCGUGGAAGUAA
Emericellopsis cladophorae is the source of this 1119-nucleotide messenger RNA. RefSeq lists its product as uncharacterized. Lineage: Eukaryota; Fungi; Ascomycota; Sordariomycetes; Hypocreales; Bionectriaceae. The transcript has 4 exons. The record is from RefSeq and is a predicted model, not a curated record. The coding region runs from base 1 to 1119 and encodes 372 amino acids. Gene Ontology annotation, molecular function: nucleotide binding.